AUCCUCAACCUCUGUGUUAAAAGAAAGCAAUAAUCUUUCAUGGAGCAAAUUCUCCAAAUCUUCGACAUAAAGUGGUCCUGUAAUUAUACAUAUAAAAAAAUUCCCAUCGAGACACGAUUGUGCCAAACCAAAUUCAGCAACAUUUAAAUGAGAAGGAAAUUAUAUUAUAUUAGUUUAUAGCCUAUAGAAUGAGAGAACCAAGACAAUAUAUCGGUGGCGAGCUGGUGGGAUUUCUGGAGGGAAUCCUGGCCGCCCCACUGGUUUUCAACCGCCAUUUGCAGGCCAUUCCAUUGUGAAAGUAGCAAAGCGAUAUCCUUUUGGAGAUAAGAGACAGCCUCUGGCUUUUUUUGGACAGUAAGAUGGUUGUUUUUGCUUAUGGAUUCCAUUGUGUAACGAUAAAAUCAGUAAUGGUUCUUUUAUCAAGAGAGUUUUUUGGCAUUUCGUUCUGUUCUCUGUCUUCUCGCGAAAACCUUCUUCCCUUGCCUCCUUACACAGAAAGAAAGAGCGAUCCAGGGAAAGAGAAAGAGAAGGGAUGCUUCGCUAAUUAUCUCCUUGUUUGUUAAUGUGUGAAGAUCAAAAACCCGCAAAAAGCUGGGAAUUGAUAGAGAUUAGAGAAAGUCACGGCGAAUUCGCAGAGACCACGAGUCUUUUUCAGUUCCUGUGGCACGAAAAAAGAGCUCUUUUUUAAUCGGUCGGUACAGAACUCAAUGUACUGAAAACAACUGGGUCAUAGGUGACCAAGCCCAUCUAUCGUUUUAUUGAAGGUCUUUUAUAAAGCUUGAAGCUUUUGAACUUUGGCGCCACCAAGACAAGCCAUGACUGCAACUACACAUGCCUUCUUUCACCCCCAAUUCAAUCGCAUCACUUCUCGAAUCUGCAGUCUCAACUCGCUCCUCCCUCCUAGGUCGAGCUGUUCAUGCGCAGGCUAUGAAGAGCCUUCAAUCUCCACUGCCUCCCUUUCUCGCCAACCACCUUAUCAAUAUGUAUUCCAAACUUGACCUCCCGAAUCCCGCUCACCUCGUCCUCCAACUCACUCCAACUCGCAGCGUUGUCACCUGGACUGCUCUUAUAUCUGGCUCCGUUCAAAAUGGUCAUUUCUCAUCCGCAUUACUCCAUUUCUUUAACAUGCGCCGUGAAAAUAUUCAACCCAACGAUUUCACUUUCCCUUGCGCAUUUAAAGCGUCUGCUUUACUGCGAUCACCCUUCGUAGGAAGACAGGUUCAUGCUAUUGCGGUUAAGUUUGGGCAAAUCAAUGAUGUAUUUGUUGGUUGUAGUGCUUUUGAUAUGUAUUCGAAAACAGGGCUUAAACAUGAAGCACAGAAACUGUUUGAUGAACUCCCUGAGAGAAAUGUUGCUACAUGGAAUGCGUAUAUUUCUAAUGCGGUGCUUGACGGGAGGCACGAAAAUGCUGUCAAUGCAUUUAUAGAGUUUCGUCGGGUGGGUGGAGAGCCUGAUUCCAUAACUUUUUGCGCAUUUCUCAAUGCAUGUGUGGAUCCACAGUAUUUUGACCUUGGGAGACAGUUGCAUGGGUUUGUGAUUCGAACUGGCUUUGAAAUGGACAUGUCUGUCUCAAAUGGACUUAUUGAUUUCUACGGGAAGUGUAAAGAGGUUAGAUUGGCUGAGAUGGUAUUUGGUGAGAUGGAUAAGAGGAAUGCUGUUUCAUGGUGCUCCUUGAUGGCUGCUUUUGAGCAGAACGGAGAGAAAGAGAAGGCAUGUGUGUUGUUUUUGAAGGGUAGGAAAGAAGGAGUUGAGCCAACAAAUUAUAUGGUAUCUAGUGUUAUCAGUGCUUGUGCGGGCUUUGCAGCCCUUGAAUUGGGACGGUCAGUCCAUGCACUUGCUUUGAAAGCAUGCUUGGAGGAUGAUAUUUUUGUUGGCAGCGCCCUGGUUGACAUGUAUGGGAAAUGUGGAAGUAUUGAGGAUUGUAGGCAAGCCUUUCAAGAGAUGCCUGAGAGAAAUUUAGUUACAUGGAAUGCAAUGAUUAGUGGGUAUGCACACCAAGGACAUGCUGAUAUGGCCAUCAGAGUGUUUGAAGAAAUGACAUCUGAGGUGGCACCAAACUAUGUGACCAUGGUAUGUGUAUUGUCAGCUUGUAGCAGGGGAGGGGCAGUUGAAUUGGGCAUGGAGCUUUUUGAGUCAAUGAGGGACCGAUACAGUAUUGAACCAGGGGCGGAACAUUAUGCUUGUAUUGUGGACUUGUUAGGGCGGGCUGGAAUGGUAGAACAUGCCUAUGAGUUCGUGCAGAAAAUGCCCAUUCACCCAACAAUUGAGGUUUGGGGGGCACUUUUAAAUGCUUGCAGGGUGUAUGGGAAGCCAGAAUUGGGGAAACUUGCAGCUGAUAACUUAUUUGAACUUGAUCCUAAAGAUUCUGGCAACCAUGUUCUGCUUUCAAAUAUGUUUGCUGCUGUUGGCAGAUGGGAGGAGGCCACCCUAGUGAGAAAAGAAAUGAUGGAUGUUGGAAUCAAGAAGGGUGCAGGUUGCAGUUGGCUGACUGCAAAGAAUAGAGUUCACGUAUUCCAAGCAAAGGAUACAUCCCAUGCAAUGAACUACGAAAUACAGGCAAUGCUAGUUAAGUUAAGAAUGGAAAUGAAGGCAGCUGGCUACGUACCAGAUACAAAUUAUGCACUUUAUGAUUUAGAAGAAGAAGAGAAAAUGACAGAAGUUUGGUACCACAGUGAGAAAAUAGCCCUUGCUUUUGGCCUUAUAGCUAUCCCUCCUGGAGUGCCUAUAAGAAUCACCAAAAACCUUAGGAUCUGCGGUGAUUGUCACACCGCCUUUAAAUUUAUCUCAGGCAUUGUUGGCAGGGAAAUUAUUGUCCGGGAUAACAGUCGAUUUCAUCACUUCCAGAGUAGCAAGUGUUCUUGCAGAGAUUAUUGGUGAUGAUUUGAAUGAAUCACAAACAGUUUUAGAAUUUAAUUAUCAUUUAAUAUAACUUUUUUUUAACCGAA
Molecule: messenger RNA, 2945 nt
Organism: Jatropha curcas
Lineage: Eukaryota; Viridiplantae; Streptophyta; Magnoliopsida; Malpighiales; Euphorbiaceae
Gene: LOI1
Product: Pentatricopeptide repeat (PPR) superfamily protein
Biological process (GO): RNA modification
Molecular function (GO): RNA binding; zinc ion binding; protein binding
Source: RefSeq, a predicted model, not a curated record